Molecule: messenger RNA, 2266 nt
Organism: Mesoplodon densirostris (Blainville's beaked whale)
Lineage: Eukaryota; Metazoa; Chordata; Mammalia; Artiodactyla; Ziphiidae
Gene: MYB
Product: MYB proto-oncogene, transcription factor
Exons: 15
Coding region: 134-2056 (640 amino acids)
Biological process (GO): regulation of DNA-templated transcription
Cellular component (GO): nucleus
Molecular function (GO): RNA polymerase II cis-regulatory region sequence-specific DNA binding; DNA-binding transcription factor activity, RNA polymerase II-specific
Source: RefSeq, a predicted model, not a curated record
GAGAAACUUCGCCCCGGCGGUGCGGAGCGCCACUGCGCAGCCGGGGAGGGACGCAGGCAGGCGGCGGGCAGCGGGAGGCGGCAGCCCAGUGCGGUUCCCGCGGCUCCCAGCGGAGCCCCGCGCCCGCCGCGCCAUGGCCCGGAGACCCCGGCACAGCAUCUACAGUAGUGACGAGGAUGAUGAAGACAUUGAGAUGUGUGACCAUGAUUACGAUGGGCUGCUUCCCAAGUCUGGAAAGCGUCACUUGGGGAAAACUAGGUGGACCAGGGAAGAGGAUGAAAAACUAAAGAAGCUGGUGGAACAGAAUGGAACAGAUGACUGGAAAGUUAUUGCCAAUUAUCUCCCGAAUCGAACAGAUGUGCAGUGCCAGCACCGAUGGCAGAAAGUACUAAACCCUGAGCUUAUCAAGGGUCCUUGGACCAAAGAAGAAGAUCAGAGAGUGAUAGAGCUUGUACAGAAAUACGGUCCGAAACGUUGGUCUGUUAUUGCCAAGCACUUAAAGGGGAGAAUUGGAAAACAAUGUAGGGAGAGGUGGCAUAACCACUUGAAUCCAGAAGUUAAGAAAACCUCCUGGACAGAAGAGGAAGACAGAAUUAUUUACCAGGCACACAAGAGACUGGGGAACAGAUGGGCAGAAAUCGCAAAGCUACUGCCUGGACGAACUGAUAAUGCUAUCAAGAACCACUGGAAUUCUACCAUGCGUCGCAAGGUCGAGCAGGAAGGUUAUCUGCAGGAGUCUUCUAAAGCCAGCCAGCCACCAGUGUCCACAAGUUUUCAGAAGAACAGCCAUUUGAUGGGUUUUGCCCAUGCUCUACCUUCAGCUCAACUGCCUCCAACUGGCCAGCCCUCAGUUAACAAUGACUAUUCUUAUUACCACGUUUCUGAAGCACAAAACGUCUCCAGUCACGUCCCAUAUCCUGUAGCGUUACAUGUAAAUAUAGUCAAUGUCCCUCAGCCAGCUGCUGCAGCCAUUCAGAGACACUAUAACGAUGAAGACCCUGAGAAAGAAAAGCGAAUAAAGGAGCUAGAGUUGCUUCUAAUGUCGACUGAGAAUGAACUCAAAGGACAGCAGGCACUCCCAACACAGAACCACACAUGCAGCUACCCUGGGUGGCACAGCACCACCAUUGCUGACCACACCAGACCUCAUGGAGACAGUGCACCUGUUUCCUGUUUGGAAGACCACCACUCCACUCCAUCUCUGCCGGUGGAUCCUGGUUCCCUACCUGAAGAAAGCGCCUCUCCAGCCAGGUGCAUGAUCGUCCACCAAGGCACCAUUCUGGACAAUGUUAAGAACCUCUUAGAAUUUGCAGAAACACUUCAAUUUAUAGAUUCUUUCUUAAACACUUCCAAUAACCAUGAAAACUUAGACUUGGAAAUGCCUUCUUUAACUUCCACCCCUCUCAAUGGUCACAAAUUGACUGUUACAACACCAUUUCAUAGAGACCAGACUGUGAAAACCCAAAAGGAAAAUACUAUUUUCAGAACUCCAGCUAUCAAAAGGUCAAUCCUAGAAAGCUCUCCGAGAACUCCUACACCAUUCAAACAUGCACUGGCAGCUCAAGAAAUUAAAUAUGGUCCCCUGAAGAUGCUACCUCAGACACCAUCUCAUCUAGUAGAAGACCUACAAGAUGUGAUUAAACAGGAAUCUGAUGAAUCUGGAAUUGUUGCUGAGUUUCAAGAAAAUGGACCACCUUUACUGAAGAAGAUCAAACAAGAGGUGGAAUCUCCAACUGAUAAAGCAGGAAACUUCUUCUGUUCAGACCACUGGGAAGGGGAGAGUCUGAACACUCAGCUGUUCACACAGGCAUCGCCUGUGGCAGAUGUGCCAAAUAUUCUUACAAGUUCCAUUUUAAUGACACCAGUAUCGGAAGAUGAAGACAAUGUUCUCAAAGCAUUUACAGUACCUAAAAACAGGUCCCUGGCGAGUCCCUUGCAGCCUUGUAGCGGUGCCUGGGAAACUACAUCCUGUGGGAAGACAGACGAUCAGAUGACGGCUUCCGGUCAGGCUCGUAAAUACGUGAAUGCCUUCUCAACCCGGACUCUGGUCAUGUGAGACGUUUGCAGACAAGCAUUAUGGUUUUCAGAACACUUCAAUUUCAUUUGGGAUAUAGCAUUCCUCUACAUGAAACUUUUCAUGAAUGGGAGAAGAGCCUAUUUUUGUUGUGGUACAACAGUUGAGAGCAGCACCAAGUGCAUUUAGGUGGAUGAAAUCGUAUCAGAUUUCACCCAACUAAACGAAUUUUUUUUAAAAAAUUAAUAAAUA